Podarcis lilfordi (Lilford's wall lizard) is the source of this 21401-nucleotide messenger RNA. The record is from the annotation of a GenBank genome assembly. NCBI's taxonomy places the organism in Eukaryota, Metazoa, Chordata, Lepidosauria, Squamata, Lacertidae.
AGGGUCUAGCCGGGUGGUUUACAGCGACGGACUCCUUCCCCCACUCUGAGGCGCACGCCGAGCGUGCCGGGCAGCUCUGCUUGGUUUCUUCCUCCGCGAACAUGGUGAGCUCGGGAGGGCGAUUGGGCUUCGGAAAGAGCGGAGGCGAGGGGGAAUGUAGACGACUCUUUACCGAGCGCGGUUGUCGCAGCAAAGGCCCUUGCGAGAGAGACAGGCCUGUUCCGGCUCGUUUCCAGUGGCUGCAACCCACGAAAGCUCUGGCCAGAAAUAGGUUUUCUGUCCUUUAAGGCAGGCUUCCUCAACCUCGGCCCUCCAGAUGUUUUUGGCCUACAACUCCCAUGACCCCUAGCUAGCAGGACCAGUGGUCAGGGAUGAUGGGAACUGUAGUCUCAAAACAUCUGGAGGGCCGAGGUUGAGGAAGCCUGCUUUAAGGGGCCCCUGAACUGCUGCGGCCACUGCAGCAGGCCGCAAAUGCUGUUGGAUUGCAACUACUACUAUCUGGGGGGGGGGGGGGGUUAUUGGUAUAUAUAUGUGCGUGUACUGUAUAUAUAUAUAUGUGUGUGUGUGUGUGUGUGUGUGUGUGUGUAUGUAUACACAAACACACACAAACAUAUAUGUUGAUUUUGUUCUGUGAACCGCUCUAAGACAUCUGGGUAUAGGGCGGUAUACAAAUUCAAUAAAUCAUCAUCAUCAUCAGGACUUGAGUCCUACUGUGAAUUCAGUGUGACUCAUUUCUAAGCAGACGUGCCUGGAAACUACAUUGCAAACGGUUAACAACAUUCCGUCCCCCCACCCAUUCACACCUGCUUGUGCUUAGUAAGUUAGUAACUGGCUGUGUCCUGUUGAUGAUGGUUAUUUAAUGUUUAUGGAGAACAUUUGUGCCCUGCUCUUCAGUCAAAGAGCCUCCCAGAAUGGCUUACGUUGGCCAUCAAUUGAAACAAGGCAGUCCCUGACUACAGGUUUUACAAUCUUAAAACACAGAACACGCAGUGGAAAAGGGGGUAGGGAGGGAAGAGGGGAAAGGAUGGAGGCAUGGGUAAAUAAGUACGUACGUAAGAAAGAAAGAUGUUACAGCCAACCUGGCUGCCAUAUAUUGUAGAAAAGUACUGCAUAUAGUAAAUGGUUGUCUGUAUUAUUGCUUGUGUAUGAGCACAUGUUUAAUCACUAGAGGUUAUUCACUGCUAGCUAACAGCCAGCCCAUAUCAGGUGUUUGCAGCAUUUGUUCCUAGAUAAUCUAUGGUAUUUGGCAAGUUAUUGGUAGCAUCUGUGCUCAGAUGCUACAAGAAAAGGUUAUUCUCUGCACUGUAUAAUAUUUUUACUCUCUUGCACAAUUAUUUUCUGCUAGUUUUAGGGAAGAUGAAGAACCUAUAGGGGGCAGUGAAGUCUCUCUUUGAGUCCUUGAGGUAUUUUUGGGGAAGUCCUGUCUUAGAUUUUAACAGGUUUCCCCCUCAAAACUUCCAAGUACAUCUUUGUGACCAUUCUUCUUUUACAUGUUAUGUGGAAAUGUUUUGUUAACUGAAUCAUUAUAUUAUUUUGGUAAUGAAUAAUAAAAAUGAACAAUAAGAAGCAAUACUAAUUUUGUAGCCAAAGCACUUCACUUGUAUUGUGUAAUUGUAGUUCCUACAAUAAUGUUGCAUGGUAAGUCAAUAUAAAUAUCCCCCAUUUUGCAGAUGGGGUGGGAUCGAGUUUGAGAGUGUCUUGCCUCAGGCCACCUAGUGAGUUUAUGACAGAGGUGAGAUCUAAAUUUCCUUACUUCUGAUUUGUAGGCCAGUCUCUUAGUUGCUGCAGUAUGGAAUAGUGUGGUGAUGCUACUCAUUCUUAACCACCAGUAGCCUUUACUUGGAAAUAAGUCUCAUUGAUGUUAUGUUCAUGGAUCUUUUCUGACUAAACAUGCUCAGUGCUGCUGUCUAAAACUAAAAUUCUACCCAUUAAACUUAGUGAGAUUUCUGCAAAACAUUACUAUUAUUGGGCAGCAUAUGUGCAUAAAUAACUGCUUUUGACUAUUUUUCAUCAUCACAAGAAAUUCAGAAGAGGAGGUGAAAUGCUUUGGCUUCAUAUGGAAAAAUAUAAAAUCUGAUUUGAAAUGCUUCAGAGAAAAUUAAGGCUAUAGUCCUGUGCCUGUUUACCUGGAAGUAAGCCCCAUUGAACUCAGUGGGACAUACUGUUGAAAAGAGAUGCAUAGGAUUACAUUGUGCAAUACUUCUAUUUUUGAUUGUCACGCUCUUCAAAAAUGUCCCCAGUAAUACUGUACUGAAUACAAAAUGAAAAACACAGCAUCUGCGCAACCCAUUAUCAUAAUUUGCUGCAGAGCAAACACAUUUUUCUUUUAGUUCUGGAUGUCCCCCAACUGUGUGAGUUGGCUGGCAGUAAAAUAAAAAAUGUGAUGGAACACUAUGUUUGGAAAAUGAUUACCCUCUUCUUAAACUAAGCCUGCUAGGUGGAAAUGUGCUUUUCAUUACGCAAGACUCCGGGAAAGUUUGUUGUACAUAGAAUAAUAGUGUGGUUUAGAACUCUUGGUGAUUGACACAGAAUAUAAGGGAGAAAGCACGAAGGGCCGUUUACUCAAACCUUUAAUCUUGAAUUGAGUUUGGAAGAUAAUAGGGAGAUUGUGUCAAAGAAUACACUUGAGGUUAAAUUAUAUUGGAGCCAUCCUACAUAAUCAACAGGACAAUCCUUGUGGAAAGACAGCAUAUAGGUAGAAGGGUCCAAGUGUAGCCUUCUCCCAAGAUAUUCGGGUUUUAUAUGUGUUGAGCUAACAUUCAGUUAUAUAACCCCUGCCCUGCACAUCCAGUUUGAUCUCUGAAUAUGAGUGCAUCGUAAUGUUUCUGACUUUAAAAAUCGCUUCAGGAUAAUACAGCCUUUAUGGUAUCCUUCUGUGGUAUGAAUACAUAAAAUGUUGCUAUUCCAAUUCUCAUAAUGGACCUUAGUAAAAUACACCCUUUAACCAAAAUCAUGCCUGAUUUUACAGAAAUACAUUUAAAUAGAACAAUUAAGCAACUGUUACAUUUGUUAAUGAAGUUGCUAAUAUAGGGUGUGCAGUUUUGUCUUUGGCUUUCUUCUCUUUUUAUACCAAGAAUGUUGUUGUUGAACUCCCAUCAUCUCUGACUCAGCCAUGUUAGCUAGGAAUGAUGGGAGCUGAAGAUCAACAACAUCUGGAAGGCUACUGGUUCCCUCUCCCUGCAGGAGACAAAUACAAGAUAUACUUUACUAUAAAUCCAGAAAUAAACUUUAUUUUGAUGUUUGUAAUUGCUUUAUAGCCCAUUCAGUGUAUUUUUUCUUUCUUCAUAGUGGUAGGUUUUCAUUCUAUUCUAGCUACUCAUCUUUAUCUCUCUUUUUAGGGAAAAAAACUUUUUAGCAAUUCAAUAUUUUUCAUCUUAUUUAAGUUAUAGCCCCUUCUAUUCCAGAGUAGCUGGCAGGAUAACAGCAUGCUGAAUUUGCUUUGUCCAUUGUAUUUGUGAAUAGACACCAAGACUUCACGUGCUGUUUUUCUUGUCACCAGUGUACUGAGGAAAACUGAGGGAGAAGGAAAUGGCUCCUGGAAGUUAUACAGAAUUUUCGUAUGUCCUAGACUGCAGUUGUCAUUGGUUCUCUGCAACAAAAAGUAUCUUUUAUCUAUUCUUAAUCUUCUGACAAUCAGUUUCACAGAGUGACCCCCACGUUCUAGUCUUAAGGAAGAGGGAGGAAAAAAAUCUCAAUUUUCUCCACAACAGGUGACUCUGGCCCACAGGCUAAAUUUGGCAGUGUGAUAGCUUUCCACAAACCAUGCCCACCUGCCCCACUCCUGAUUUCAUAAGUAAUCUUAGCUGUGGGGCACGUAAAGACAUGGCUGGAUCACCUGUGCAACAGAUCAGAUAGCCCCAGCUAGUUGUCACAUAUGGUAUAUGAGUGAUAGGGGAAGUUACCCACCCUGUUCUAUUCCACCCAUAAUUGUGUACACCUUGUUGAUGUCUCUAUUUGGUCAUCUUUUUCUUCCCUCUGAAAAGCUCAAACACCAUAGCCUUUCUUCUGUGUUGAAUGCAUCUACUCUUGGAUUCUUUUGAUUAUCCUAGUAUGUACCUUUUUCAUCUCUCUCUCUCCUCUCUCCUAUCUCUCUCUCUCUCUCUCUCUCUCUCUCUCUCUCUCUCUCUCGGUGAUUAGAAUACCAUUCACCUGCUAGACACUAUGCAGAGAGUAAGGCCACCAGUGCAUCUCAUUGCUGUUUCCUAGUUCACAGUUAAGAGUCCUGGGAUUCAGAAAGCUGAUGUAUCUGUAAGUGUUUGUGGAGCUGGAGGACAACAACACAUUUAAUGCAGAUGUAAAAACUGAACACCCAUAGUGGUUGUUUGAGAUUAAUUACCAAGUGCCUUAUAUAGAUCCUGUUCAUAAUUCUUCCCUUGGUUGUUUUUAGUGCUCCUUCUAAUAUUUGUUAGUAUGUUCUCAUUAUUGUAAACCUAGUUUUGGCAGCAAUCCUACAAACUGAAUAACACUGUCACCAACACACAUCAAGGGUGUUGAUUAUUAUCACUAACAUUUCAAAAGGUAGACUGCAACAGGAGCUGUGUAGCCAGUAGCACCCCCACAAUCCCAUUGCACAUACAGCCAGGGUGAAAUUUACUGGGGGUGGGAAGGGAAGAAAAAUUGGCCCUUCACUGUGCCAGUUCCCAGGGUGGUGCAGCAAAGACGUAGAUCAAGUCCAUUGCUGCCACGUGAUGACAGCAAUGUUCAGGAUCCAGUCUGUUAGCAAUGGGGUGUCGGGAAUAAGUCUUAUCAGCUAUGCAUUUAGAAAUUAUUGUUGGUAUGUAAAUUUGCUUUAUCUCAGAUAAUAGCUUUAUUGUUUGAGCGGGUGUGUUUGUAUUUCAUCAAUAUGUGAAGGUUAAAUACGUUGAGUCUAUUAAAAUCUCUCAUUUUAAACCCUUACUUUGGUAAAUAGAAUGUUUUAAGUGACAUAAUCUGUCUUGAAUUUAAGGUUUGACUGUUUAUUUUUCAUCAGGUCCUGCUGCUUCUGAGCUGCCUUUCACCUGCAUGCAAUAACUCCCAAGAAGCCUUUGAAGGAAAAUACUUCUCAAAAUUCUUACUGUGUCUUUCUUCUGAUUCUUUUUUUCAGCCUAAAGCAGCAAAGGGCAAAAGGGGAGCACAGGAGAAGAAAGUCAUCCAUCCCUACAGCAGAAAAGCUGCUCAGCUUACAAAAGAAGCACACAAACAAGAAAGAAAGGAAAAGUGAGUCCCUUUGUACUCUUCAGAGGCAGGGAAGAGAAAUACUGACCUGCUGGGUUCUUCAGAGAUUUUUCUUGCCCUAGAAAUGUCAAGAAAUAACUGAGUUUGCAAAGCUUCUCUUAAAGUGGGUUAACAAUAAGAUGAAUUUACAGGUAGAUAGCUCCCUGACAGCCAAUUACCACUAAGGCCAUAAACACUUUCGCCUGUGAUCUCACAGGAUUGCUGACACAUUAGAGGCUGUGAUGGAAAACAUCAAGCUACUGAAAGGCCUUCCUCUCAACCUGUUGCAUCUUGACCAUGUAACCACUGCACAAAUAUUCUUCAGCAUAACUGUUUUCUGAUGUCUGCAUCAACGAAAGCUACUGUCAGAAGAUCUUGCCAUUUCUCAUGAUUCAGUUUUAUAACGCUUGACGUUUCUCAUGUCUUUUUCGAAGGAACAGAAUUGUAGAGUUGGAAGGGACCUUGACGGUCAUCUAGUUCAAGCCCUUGCAAUGCAGGGAUCUUUUUGCCCCCUUUUGCUGUAGGUCAGGGGAUUUUCAGGAGUGGCUUCGGAUACAGGGUAGGCAAAUGCAGUUGGAGUGGAGAAUUGGGAGACAUUGGACAGGUGGUGUAGACGUUCACUUGAUCCUGCUCCAGAAAAGCAGCGCUUUCUUGGCUUGCACAUUCUUGACUUACCUGUGUGCAUGUAUGUGGAAGGGAUGGGGGAAGUGAGAGGUUGCAUUUUUCAGGGAGCGAGUGCUGUGAAGGUGCAUCUGCUAAAGGUCUGCAAAUGCAGAUUGACUGAGCUUCUACACAUUACCUGCUCUGGGUGAAAUGCUCUCACUAGAUCCCAGGAAAGGAGGUAGAAGAGGAGAAGCUAGUACAACAGUCAAAGUCAGCAGUACCAGAGACAAUGACAGUGGCUUUUCUCCUGUUUUACGGCUGUAUGGAUCAGGGUUACAGCCCAUGAAAGUCUUAUACAGGUCUGGUAUAUGUGUGAGAGGGGGGUGGGAAGGAUGAUGGUACACAGAGAGAGGAAGGUAUAAGGAACCCAUUUGCACUACUUCUUCAUAAUCUUUAACAUUUUGUGACCUUAAAAAAGCAUGCUUUUCUGUUACAUAGUUUGAAUAUACAGGCGGACUCUUAGAAUAGCAUCUAUAUUAUCAGUGAAUCAUGGAUCAUGCACAUAUUUUAAUGUGCCAGGACAUUCCUGUAUUUCACAAGAAGUAAUAUGUCAACUGAGAUUCUAACUGUAUUUAUAUCCUAGAAAUAUACGCCUUCAUGUUGACAUGCAGAGCCUUUUACAUAUAGGAUGCUCUUUCAGAGGUGUUCACCUUGUCUUCCUGAGUAAUGAUGUUUUGCUUCCGUUGACUUUUAUAUGGGAAAGUAUUUAUGGCAUUUGUAGGCGUGUAAUGCUAUUUCUAUUGUAAAUACAUAUUGCUCGCCUAUUGAAAUAAAAGAUUAUAAAAGAGCAAAAAUACUUCAAGGGAAAAUAUUGAACUGACAGAAGAGGAGUUUCUGGAGACUCUAGCAAAUGAUGCAUAAUUUUUCUUCCUUUCUUACCCCCAAUAUUUACUGCAUUCUUCAUCCACUUACAGCUAUGCCUCUCCUCAAGAACUCCCACUAGCAGCUUCUCUGAAGAUCUGCCACAAUCUGAAUUUGUGGAAUAGCAAUGCUAGUAAACUUAGUCAUAGUAUGGAUGACUAACUUUAUUUUUCUAACUGCAUUCAGGCAUGGCCUCGCCUGUAUCAGCUAUUACAAGAGAAAAUAGAGCUGGGUAUCAUCAGUAUACUGAUCCUAAUCUCCUGUUAACUGCCCCCAGUGGUUUCAUAUAGAUUUUGAAUAGUACUGGGGACAGAUUUGUGCCCUAUGGCAUCCUGCAGGUGGCUGAGCCACAGUGACCCAAUAAUGCUCUUUGGUACUGACCCCAUAAGCAGGAGUGAAACCACUGUAAAACUCUGCCUCCUUCUCAUGAAUGUGAGAAAUUUAAUCUUACCAUUCUGUCUUCCACCCCGCUAUGUGUGUGUUUGCGUAUGUGAGAGAGAUAAGUUCUUUAUAUAGGGAAUAAUUAAAUUGGAGCUAUCCUUUUGCAGGUUGAAAAAUGAAAAGGCCUAUCGUCUCAGCGUUGUGGGUGAGUGUGAAAAACUAUUUUAUUUUUAUGCUCCAAGUUCAGCAGAAUUAAGUUUUGUAGCAUGCCUUAAGCCUUUAAGCCUUUCUGGAAAAAAGGCAGCCUACAUAAGGCAACAUGCUCUAUAUCUUUAGAAUGACAAUGCUCUCAGCUUGGCUUCAUGAAAGCUGGUGAAGUCACUGCUACUGGGAUACUUGGUUCCUUUGAUGUCUGUUCUUUGAAGCACUUGCAGACAUUUCUAUUACUGCUUCCUUGUGGAGCUGCAGUGGGCAUUUUGGCAUCCUUCAGAAUAGAAUUGCAAAUAGAAUUUGGCCACAUGUGGCUAGCUAAAGAUAUCAGGUUUUUGCUUUGGAUUUAAAGUGUGCAACUUGGAAACUGUGUUGUGUGAUUUUUUAAACAAACAAACAAACAUCAGCGUUUCUAAAGUUCUGAUUUGCCAUUACUCACACUUAGUGCAUCUAAACUUUUUUGCCUUUUACAAGCAAAUGGACCAACUUAGUUUUCCGCGUCACAUUGCCAAGAUGCUUAACUAGCAAAUACCUUGCCUGGCUCCUCUUUCUUCUCCUUCAGUGAGGGAAUGGGAAAAGGUUGCAGCUCAGUGGUUGAACAUAGGUUUUACAUGCAGAAGGUUCCAAGUUCCUUCCUUUCUCACAAAGGAUGUUGGGUAGAAGGGUAGGGAAGAACCUCCUUCGACAUAGGAAGAUUUAUGGCAUAUCCUGGCAAGCAGUGUUAGGCUGGCUGGACUAAAUUGUCUGAUGGUGCAGUUUUAUCUGUUCACUGUUAGCGUUAACAGCAGACACGGCUCCUGCAUAUUGAAGUUUUAGUUAGGAACAUCACUGUCACAUUUGUGCAGGAAGUCAGUCUUGGCUGUGCUGCUUUUCUGCUCCUAUCUAAAAACAGGUAACUACAAAAUCUUAAGAAGAGUGGUUCUUGACACUUUCCCAUUUUGUAAAGUAUAGCUUGGAUAAACAUUUGAUACAGGUAAUCUAUGUCCUGUUCACAGCAUAUCUAGUUGAUUCUCAUAAGUAGCCACCUAGUCCUCUGCUGAAAACGUUAAAAGUUUUCCAUCUUCCUAGGCACCUUAGUGCACUGUGGAACUGUAGGAUGUUCAGAUGUCUCAUUGUAUUUUGGGAGACCUAGCCUUUGGAUGGGUAAAACCCCUAUGGCAUCCAUAAGACGGGAAAGCUACAGUGCACUUGCCACAUGCAUCCUGCUGGUUGCUUUCUCCACGCCAUCAAUCUUGAACAUGCUCAUACUUUUUUCAAUCAAGACAAGGAACUCAACUGGAGUCACACAAUCAGGUGGCACAAAUAUGAUGGUUUUUUUUAAUGUUGCAGCUACUACUAAAAAUCCCUCUGGGUGUAUCCAUUUAUAUUGUCACAUGUUAUGUUACUUUAUGCAGUUGGUCUGUUUGAGAAUGUUUAAGAGCAGUUGCUUAGAGAAAAGUAAGCAGCAGGACAGAUGUGUGAACCUACUCCAUGUGUAAAGUGUCUGAACUCAUAUUCGUCUCUUCCUGUAAUAUAUGUUGCACGUACCUUGUUUGCAUUUGGGGGUUUAUAGCAGAUACCCUUGAGCUGAAUUAAAGACUGUCCUUGGCAGAUAAAAUAACUGACAAAAGAUUGCCAUAACCCAUCAUGCCUCUUGGUCAUUCUUCUGACUUCUAGGAAAUGCAUUGCUCUUGAUCACCUUUUGUCUUCUAACAGCCACUUCAUGGGAGUUGGCAGCAGGGGCCUGUCCGGGAGCUGAGACUUCACUCUUGGAUCCCAUACAACUCUGUGAAACAAUUUCUCAUUGUUUAGCUAACUGCCCCUUAAAAUAGUUAUCUUUGAUUUGUUCCAGAAACAGUGGAAGGCUUUUACCUCACCUGUGUUAUAUAACAGGUGUAGUAAGCUCUUGAGCACUUUUUUUUUCUGUUAUAGGGGAAAAAUUGCUUUGGUUUCAAAGUCACCUUGAUCCCGACAAAGUGGAGUACACAAAAAAAGAAGCCUGUGAACUAACAGAAAAGUAAGUUUGCAGCACACAAGGAAACAGAAGGCCUGUUUUGGUGGAAGCAAGAGUGAUGAGGUGCCUUCUCCCAGCUGGUGUUUACAUGCAUGGGAUGCCUUUCCUUUGCCAUUAUUUUCCCCUUGAUGUUCACAAACUCUUGUCUUAUUUAACAUUUUAUGUGCGCUCAGUUUUCAUGACUUUGUAGAAGACUUAAGUAUUACAUGGCUAAAAAAGUAACUGUAAUAAUUAGUAAUCCUUAGCUCAUUAAUGUUCCAGAAUCAUUUUAUUUCAGUUGUGCAGAAUUAUUUUGCACCUAUUUACAAGUAGCUGUGAAAUACUUGACCUUGUUUUUUAUUUAAGUUGUUUGAAGCCAGGAGAUAGGGAAAGUAACUGAAAGCAGCAUAAGCAAUCUAGUACUUAAUGAAUUGAUGUUAUAAUCAAUAUGGUUGGUGAAAAUGUGUUCAAAAGAGGUGACAAAGGUGUAUUUUCCUCUUCCAAAAGCUGCUUACUGGGUGGGGUGGAGGAGCUGGGACAAUUUCACAGCUAGCGGGUCUCAGUUGCUUAUCAAGAGGAAGAGGUGAGAAGACAGCAACCUUGCUCUUCCUACAGCAGGCUUUAGUGUGGGUGUGUAUGGUACUAUCCUGAAAGCAUGAAUAGCCCUAUAUCCUCCAAUUUUAUUUCUACCUUCUGGGAAGCUAGCGUAGUGGCUUCACCCUGCCACUUUGUUCCCUUCAUAGCUUUCUCCUGCUCUGUCAUGUGAAAUCAUGGGUGGGGAAUGCUUUUCAGAUGGAGGGCAUCACUCCCCUGUGGCUGACCUUCCAGGAGCUAUAUGGCAGCUGUGAGUGGGGCCAAAAGUGGAUGGGGCAACCCCAAGUCUCCCACACAGCACACCUUCAUUCAUUCAUAUUCUCAUACACAAACACCCACACCAAGUUGCUCUUGUUCCUCCUCUCCUUUCCUCUGCAGCAAUGACACCUGAAGAAGCCUCCCUUUGGAGCCAGUGCAAGUCAUUUAAAAAAUCUUAAUUGCUUCAUCAGGGAUUUCCAGAGGGAUGGUGAUCGCAGAGAAUUGGAGAAUACUUCUUCCGUGCCUGGCUGCAACCCCUUCUGCUACCCCCCUCUCCCAAGCACUUAAGACUUCAGUGCCAGUGGAAGGCAUUUUUCAAGCCUAAUUGCUGCAUGGAGUUGGAACUAGGAGCAGAAGGCCCUGUGGGCUCUAUCUGUCCUACAGGCCACAGGUUCUUAACUCUUGUGAUGCAUAUAGAUCAUAGGUAUAGACCAGUGUUUCCCAAACUUGGGUCUCCAGCUUUUUUUGGACUACAAGUCCCAUCAUCCCUGACCACCGGUCCUGCUCGCUAGGAAUGAUGGGAGUUGUAAUUCUAUAAGAGCUGGAGACCCAAGUUCGGGAAACCCUGGUAUAGACAGUGCGUUGUUGUUGUUGUUAAAAAGGUGCCAGUACUUAAUACCUCUGUCAGAGCUGCUUCAUGGGGGCUUUGUAGAGCAACUGCAAGGGUGUAAUGUUCGAAGGAUGAAAACCUUUCCCCACAUUGACAUUUUUACUGUGUUACAGUUAUCUGCAGCGUUUCAGCGAUGAGUUGGAGCAGAUUGAACUGCGUAACAGUAUUAAAGGACGGCAGGGCAGACAGCACAGUUCCAGAGAAACAGCCAUCAAACAGACUAUGGAACGUGAAAGACAGAUGUAUGAAGGAUAUGGCCUAGGUAUGACUGCAUUACUGCCUUGCCAUGCUAAGAACUGAAUCUGUUAUGAAUAAUUUCUUGCAGGCAAAUCAGAACUCUAUACAGGGCAGUAGUUCACUAGAUUUCUGCUUUUGGACAUAACCCCCUUCCAUAAGCUGCAACAGUUCCUUAGCAUUAUUUUCCUUUAAUUUACUGUGUGACACCCUCCCCUCCCUAAUGCCGUUGCAUCUCACAUGGCCUUCACAGUAGUGGGUUAGAAUCUUCAUGGGGGAAAGCUGGUGAGUAGAUACUUGAGUUGCUUGGGAAUCCUAGGAAUCAAAAAAAGGCAGUGCAGUUUUGAGAGGGUUAGUCUGCCAUCUUGAUUAAAAAUGACAUGCAUUUGUAUCUAAAUGUAGAUGAAAACCUGCCUUUGAUCUCUGGACCCACUGUGCAAAAUUUGGUUACAAUAUCUUAAGGUUUCCAAAUGCAGAGUAAACAGACAGACACAAGACAGGCAACUCUGUAUUAUUCAAGAAACAGAAUGAAAACUCAUUUUAAAGGUUGCAUGUUGUAUACAAGCUAAAAAUACACCUCAGCAAUAUUCAGAAAGUGUGAUUUCUUGGUGGCCUCUUCCUUGUUAAAGGUAACCUCCAAUCAUUCAUUCCUUGUUAAUGCUCCUGCUGUGGAUGUUGGCACAAUGUCUGUACCGAGCUUCAAUUUAAGGAAAAUUGUUGCAGCAGAUAGUGUAAUUAGAGCCUGCAGUCUAAAAUCUAGAAGUCAUUUAGACCAUGUAGCGUUACUUAGUUUUAAAACCUUUGGCAUCUCCAGGAAGUCUCCCCCCACCCUGCAGUUUCCUUUCUCUUAAUGAGAGAGAAUUUAUGUAGCCUUGAUUUAAUUAGUUCUUUUCUUGCCGAAGAUAAAGUUUCUCAUCCCUCUUGGGAAGAGAAAAAGAAGACUAUCUGGACUUGUAAAAGCAGCAAAAUAGGAAAGCUUGUGUGUCCUUCCAAGAUUUGUAGGUGUUAAGCAAUGAGCAAACUGUCUCACUUUAUGUUGUUAUGGUGCGUGGUGGCACACUGCCCUCCUAACCACUCCCUGGAGCCAGUUUGGGGCAUGGCAGUGAGGGCAGGGAAAUCACAAGAUUGGUGGCCAGACUUGCAAGUGCCCACACAUCUGUUCCUGUCGCUACUGCCAUCGACCUGGUACUCCUCUGCUAUGCACUCCGGCUUCUGUCACAGGGUUCCAUUGUGCGAGAAGCGGUUUAGUCAUGUUGGCUGCACGACCUGUGUUGGCCACGUGACCCUCAUGUUGGCCACAUGACAAGCUGCCUGCAGACAAACGCCGGCUCCCUCGGCCUGAAGCGAGAUGGACGCUGCACCCCAUAGCUGCCUUUGACUGGACUUAACCAUCUGGGGGUCCUUUACCUUUUACUCCUCUGCUCUUGCUGUCACACCCCAUCCUGGUCCUGGUGAGCAGAAGCACUACUGCAGUUGAGAGUGUGGUGUGCUGCCAGCUCACAUAACACAAGUGUUUGUUCAGCAAGCUGCAUGUUUUUUAAAAAAACUGGGCUGUCCAGGCAAAUGAGCAGGUGUUGCCUAAAGAUCAGAGGCUUUCUGGCAAUUGGAGACAGGGGUUUCCAAAGAGAUGCUGUGACCUUCCCUGAGUUUCUAUACCUGCCCUAAUAUAUCAAACCCCCAAACUUGUGGUUGAUGUUACUUUCCAUGCAUCAUUCUUUUCAGUUUCCUUUGCUGCACUGUUUUAAUGGCUGAAGGCAAAACUGAAUUAGUAGGUUUUACUGAAAAGAUUAUCUUUCCCCUUCCUGUUCCCGUCAGUAUGGUACAUGAGCAGUUUGGGCUUUCAAGCACUCUAUUCUUGGCUGUUAAUAGCUCCAUUUUGGGGAACUGCAUGGUGAUGUCAGUAAUCUGCAAAAUAAAUCCAAAAUCUUACACCCCUGACACACACAAUGGCUGUAUGAAUCAGCUACUAGACAAUGGACAGUUUAGUGUUAAUUCAGUCAGAACAUUGCAAUAUAUAUUUAGUGUCAAAGCGUCCAUCAGAAUAAUCUCAUGCAGCAGUCAAAUUGGGAACUGCAUGCUUUAAUGCUCUCAAUGUCAAGAGUGUUCGUUUUGCACCGAUAAUUUUUUCCUGCUCUACCUUUCUCACGAUCACCUAUGUUGAAUGAGCAAUUUGCUAGUAUGACUACCCUACUCUGCCCCAAUCUGCUCCCUGAAAUUGCAAGGCAGCUGUGACACCUGCUUGUUAUGGGUCUUACUUCAGUGGAUUCUCAAAUGAGCUAGUUCUAUUUGACAAAGAAAUAUACCUCUCUGAUUAGGAGUGGUUUGAUUAAAAGCUUUCAAUCAACUAAAAUGGUGUCCCUGAUUGGGCAUCGGAUUUUUCAAAACAUAUUUUUAAACACAAGUGUUUCUAGAAACUCCAUAUGGCAAGCACCACCUUGAAGCAUUCUCCCUUGUGUCAAACACAGGAGAUAUGCUUCUUCUAAGACUAUGUUUGCUGUAAUACUUGUUUCAUCCAAAAUGAAGGGGGGGGAAAGUAUUUUUGCUUCAGAAAUGUUUAUUAAUUAUAUACAAAUUUAAUCAGCCAACUAACACUCCUAUGCAAAUUUAAUCAGUCAACUGACACUCAUAUGAUCAAUUUAAAGUGUCUUCAAUUGAAUUGCAGCCCUGCUUUUAAUGGUAGCUUUCUUUAAACAAUUUGUUUUUUGCUCUUUGUUAGGGGCAUGACCUUGAGACAUCUAAAGCAGCUACCAUUUCAUUUCAGUGCAGCCUUCCCCAACCAGGUGUUCUCCAAAUUGUGGGUAGGGGGCUGACUGGGGCCAAGAGGAGUUGUAGCUGAAAACAUCUGGAGUUGCUAUGAUUUUGACCUUUCUAAGUAGUAUAAUCAGUAGAAAAAUGAUGAGAAUUCAGUAGAUGAAGUGCACUAUCUGGCAAGGUUUUCUUUUGUUUCAGAAUCUCUGAGCACAGAUGUUAUAUAAUCUAUGGUGUUGUGCAUUUGGAGAUACUGUAAGAUUUAGUAUGUGACCAGUAAUAUAACCACAGCUGUAAACUGUUGGGCAAAGGAAUCAGAAGUGAGGUAUUAUCAUUAUCACCACUGAUACAUGCACAAAGAUCAUUGAGGUUUAGCCAAAUUCAAAAAGCUCUCAAAAGAAGCACCCUCCCCUGAUGUACAGUAGUACUUAACAGGUUGGUGCUAAAGAUGCUUUCCCUAAUAAUUCUUUCUUUCAUAGUAGACAGAACUCUUGGCAAGAGUCCAGUAUUUGUUUUCUGUUUUUUGAAGGUCGGGGGUGUGGAAAUUCUCAGUUUCUUCUAGGUAGGUACUAAGUCUCAGAGCAAAUUGAUUAGUCUCUUUCAUACUAUCAGAACCAGAAGUAGAGGGUCCUUCAGCUAGCAUUUUAAAGUGUCUCAAAUCAAAAUUUCUGUUUAGAAAUGGUUAGAUGAUCUUGGUUUUUAUUCUGUUUCCAACAGAGAUCCCCGACAUUGUGAACUGUAAGCACCUUAAAACAUUCAGGUGAGUUGUUUUCUUAUUUAAACUCACUCAUACUGUAGCAGUUCUGCGGGGGGGGGUGUCAGUGUGGGGCAGUCUGCAUGUCAGAACAAAGUUUGGUCACUCCCAAGUCCUUAAUUUAAGGCGGAACACCUUAAAUUCACUGGUAGAAAUGUUUGAUUAGCAGUGGUUUCCAUGGUCUAAAAUACUGUCAUUUCCCCUCCUUUCCCUACUUCACAGUACCUGGGAUGGUGAUUUGCAGAAGCUACCAAACAUUAAAAUGAGGAAGAUAUCCAGUAAAGAUGCUCUUAGCAGUUUAACUAAGAAGGCAACAGUUGAAGCUGAGAUGGACUUGGAUGUAGCAAAGGAUGCAGAGAAACAAAUGCCUGCUGGUAUGGGAAAUGACAGCUGAAGCAAAUUGCCAAGCUGCUAUUUUAAUGUUCAGUUAGAGCUAGACUAAAUCACAUUUUGAGUGUAAAUGUGACAGGACCCAGGUAUCUUGACUAAGACCAGCACUGUAAUUUAGCCUUCAAUUCAUGAUGUAAUAAGACGAUGUUGCAUUAAAAACAUGUGGUUAGUUUUGAAAAACUAAGUUCAUAGACGUAGCAACUAGAUGUGGGGUACUCUGACCAUGCUGAAUUUAUUUAAAGCAGCAGAAGAAGGGAAGGGUGAAAAAACUACUCCUUUUGACAGGUUUUUCCCAGCUGGUUUUUUCCUGGAGAGUGAGGAGUGGUUUCCUUUCAGACCUCAUCUCAGCAGUUAUUAAACCUGCUGGGGUAUAUCAAGCUGGGAAGUAAAAUAGAGACAAGGAGGCAAUUUCAGUCCCCUUACUCCUGCCUGCUCACACUGAUUUAGCUACAUUCCUCCUUGCUUGAAUUUGGUGGCAACCUGACUCCUAAAAAGGGUUUUGCUGCCAUAAUGUCUAUUUUGGCCCAAAUGGAUCCAUUUUUAUCUUGCGCUUUCAGGAUGUUGUUCAGUAGGUUUACGGCAGGGAUGGCUAAUCUGUGGCUGUCCAAAUGUUGUCCGAGUCCCAACUCCUGGCAUCCCAGUCAGCCAUGCUGUCUGGGGCUGUUGGGAGUUGGAGUUCUGCGACAUCUGGAGGGUCAGUGGUUAAGCACUCAUGCUUGGUUUAGGAGGAGGAUGUUAACAUAGUGCAUUCUUGAGAACUGGUGUCUCCUUGCCACCCCAUCUGUUAUAUAAAAUUGUCACCGUGCAGUGGCAGCUUUCAGGUUUUACCAGUGCAGAAUUUGUGGGUGCCAGUACCUCCUGCAGUGCCCUCAAAAAUCCAGAGUGUAUGACCACUUGUUCCUCUUGCUCAGUGCCUGUUUGCACUUGCUUGGCCUGUUGUGCACUGAACAUACCUCCUUAAACAGGUCAAGAUUGGAUACCCUCCCUGUUUUCCAUUUUGAGCAGAGGAGAUGGGCAGUGAAAUGUUCUUUUCUCCAUAGGUGGUGCGUGGUGGGAUGUCUCUUACCAUUUUGUGGCUUUGUUAUCUUUUUCUGCUCUUUAGAUUUAGCAGCUUUGUUGUGUAAUGCAACGUACACCCCUGCCCCAAGUUGCCACAUCAUUUUCUCAAAAUUUGAAAUGCAUCCAUUGGCUCGGAAAGGGUUGGCAGUCCAUAUUAUCAACAUAUAUGAUUGCACUUUAAAAGCAAAUGACUUACAAGUAACCCCUAGAGGCAUCUGUUUAAUACAAAUACAAAUUUGUUCCACAACAAUUAGUAGUUUAUAUUAAGUUUCUUUCCCAUCCCAAAUACCUUUUUAAUACACAAGUCACCCACAAAAGCAUCUAAGCUCUUUUGCAAAAGAGAACUGGGUAAAACAAGUAACAAAACUUUUGGGUCUCAACAAUAUACACAGUAAAAUAUUUGCAUCAUAGAUUGCAUUGCAGUGCAAGUUUCAAAAUUUGACUGCUAAUUUUGGUGGUGGAGUUGUGUACUGAUGUACACAUUUUAGAACCAAACUAUUGACUGCUUUCCAGCUGUGGCAAUAGCACCAGUAGGCUGCUUAGUUAUGCUUGUAAAGCUAAUAGAACAAUCCAUAGGGGAACGCCCCUGAUAGCCCCAUACAGAGUUGAUGAAGACAAUUAAUUUGGCAUUUAACACUACCUCAUUGUUAACUUUUCAUCAUCUUAGUUUUUCUAAGGGUAACCUUAUUCCACCAUGUAAACAUUUUCUUUGAUACAACUUCUGAUAUCUCUAAUGGUCAUCUAUUGGUCAUCUAUUAACUGGCACUAGAAAAGACAGAUCACUAUAGUCUGUGUGUGACAACUGGCAUCUCCAUUUCGUGGGGAAAAAAGUAACUAUUCCUUCAUAGCUGCUUCAGCCAGCUGCAUUGGAUUUCAGAAGCAUCAUCUUAAAAAGGAAAAGAUCUUGCUUCUAAGCAAUGGAACCAAGUCACUAGUAUGUCUUGAAAGCAUGGGCUCCAUACAUGGUCUCCUUCUGGUGAUAAAAAAACUAUUUCUGCCCCAUGCAUUGUGAUUUAUAGUCAUGCCCGUCUCCAGGAAUCCAAUGCUUGAUUGCUAUGCUGUCGGGAGAAAUGAUCAGUUGGCCUUCUUUUAAUUUGCUGAAUGCAUGGGGACCUAAAGAUGAAACGUCGUUGAUUUGGUUGCAUUGAGACUUCAAAAAUUAGCAUUUUGAAUUAACUUAGUGGAAUUCAGUAAGCAAUUUAUAUUGUGCCCUGUCCAGUAUGGUGCGAUGUGCUGCAGCUGUCUUAUCUUUUAAAGUAUUUAUAUCACAGUAGUCAGCUGUUUAUGCAAAGCAAUGGUACAUUAUUAUAAAAGGCUAUAGCUGGGCAGAAAAUUACCAGGUCAGCUAUCACUUCAGUUUAUAGUUAGACCAUAUCUGGAUGUGUGUGUGUCUUUUUCUUAGUGAAAUGGAUAUGAACCACCCAGUUUGGAAUUAAUUUUAUUCUGAUCUUAAUUUUGUUCAGUCCCUCCUAUGACCUCUAUUCAAAUACACAGUGUUCUAAACCCCACAAAGAAUUUGUGUGGCUCCUUCAUCUGACAGUUUAAAUGUUAAAAUGCAUUUCUUCAUUGUAGCAUUAAAGUCUUCAUCGAUGGGUUAUUUAUGCAACUUCUACUCAAGAUCCCCAUUAUCAACUCUUUUUGCUAAACUAUUGUCUUACAUAAUCUCAUUUUAAUGUUUCCAAACUAGGGCCAUGAUUCCAAUAAGAGAGGCCUUAUUUCAACUACUGAAAUCACUGGGGAAAGGCCCAUUAAUUUUAAGGAGGCUAUGUGCUUUUUGCAAUUUCUCAGCUGAUCCAUCACAUACAUCUGCUGAGUAUUUUCAGAAUCUAUGUCUUACUGUGUUUUAUAAGUAUGAAAUGUGAAAUGUAGUCCUUUUAAAAAAUUAAUCCACUGCAGUUUGCCACCAUAAGUUCCUCUCAUUACUAGUAACACUGUUCUUGUAUAACUCACAUUACUUGGGCACAACUCACAAUACAUUCAACAAGCAUAAGAGUGGUAUAAGGGCAGGUGCAGUGCCCUUUCUUUUUAGGACAUCCAAUCAUUUAGUCUGCUGAGGUACAUCAUUCUGAAAUGGGAUGCCAAAGUUAUUGGCUUUCCCCCCAUGCAAGUCAUCCCUGCUGGGUACAACACGAUACUGAUAUAUAUCUUCUGCAUUUUCUAUUUAGUCACACUUCAGUCUUACAUUACUAUGCUAAAACCACAAUAGUAACAACUGAACGACUGAACCAUUAAUGAUUCAGCUUUACUCCUGUAUAGAAGGUACCACAUACUUUGUCAAUUUAGUGGACAUCAGAGAGAUACUGGCAUAUGGGUAAUGCUGCCUACUUGGACUCUUUCAAUACUGUCCUAACAAGUUUCUGAAUCUGUUCUAUCCUGAUCUCUUAAACAAAAGAAUAGAAUUUAAUCUCCCACCCUUUGCAUAUUUUACACACUAAUAUGUAAGUACUAAAAACAUGUUUUCAAGGUUUCCUGCUGCUUUGUCUGCAAUAUAUCUCUGAUUAUAGAACAUAUUACCCUUUAGCAGAAUUUUGGAGGUGGCAGGAAUAUUCUGUCAAUUUUAGCUCUUAUGAAUAAGCAGCAGUCAAAUUGCUGCACCAAAUGAAUAUAAAAAUGUGAAAGAAAAUGAUCAUUUGUGCAUACAAGGGAUAUUUUCAGCUACCUAGUUUACAAAUACUCACAUUUUAAACAUACGUUUUCAAUGUUAACUUUUGGAAAGGAUUUCCUUCAUAUCGCCUUCAAACCAUAUAUGCUGCAGGUCAGCCACCUCUUUGUAAAAUUAUCACAUUAUGAGGUUCGGGUACUUUGUGCUAUGGUGCAUAUCUCUUUGCAUGACUUUAAGGGUAAAUAUGAAUCAUUUUAAAAAUUACCUUGAAGAGAGUGUGUCCAAGAUUACGAUAAUUAGCAAAAAAGACCAUAGUAACAAAUAGAUGUAAGGGUUUUCUCCUUGUAAACAGAACACUGGUAGUAAAUCUGCAUAUGCAGCUCUUUUCAGCCAUCAACAGUGGUACUUGCCAUGUUUGUUUGCCUGUUCGAAAGUCAUCUCUGAUGCGCUUUCUUCUUUGCAUUUUCACUAUGCUUAGCCACUUCACAAUUACAUUCCAGAGGUAACGUGUAACUUCUCUUGAUCGAUUUUUCCAUUUGUUCUUCCUUCAGAUUUACUUAGUGGUUUUGCUGUUUUAAUGUGGCUGAACAGUAGGAAAGCACAUUACUUUGUUCUUCAGUAAAGAAAGAGAAACGCAGCUUCCAUCAAACCGGCAUCACAUCAGAAACAGUUUCUUCUCCUGAUUGUUGAGAGUUUGUACCUGUCUGUGAUACUGGCACCACUACGGAGUCUUUGAUUUCAGUGUUCUGAUUGGAGGAAUAAUUUUUCUCCUCUAGUUUUUUGGCAGUGUCUGGACAGUUUUGAACAAAUAUCACUCGAUUGUAAGCCUUAAGCCUUCGCCACAAUUGAAUGUAGACUUUACAUUGCACGUACAUGAAGACAAGGCCUCCCGUGAACCCAAUGGCCACCACAACCAGUUUUGUCCAAAAUGGCCACUCCAGCACACCUUUCAGAGUUAAAAAGGGGGUGAAAGAGGUAGAGUUAAUAUUACUGUUUCAUUUCCCCGCAGAGUUGCUAUUUGCUUCUAAAUUGCGCUUAGUGAAACCUCCUGACACAUGGAGGCUGCAAAGGCUCCCCUACCAGCUCAGUUCCUAAGGCCUCUCGUGUUGAGCAGUGAAGCUCUGAAGUUUUCUUAAUAUUAUGGUUUUAGAUAUAGGAGGGUUCCCAGUAAUGAAUUUGCCUAUACUGAACAGAAAGAAUAAUUAUUUGCUCAUGCAUGCAAGCUAAACUUUCCUGACAUUUAUGUGAAAGGGUUCAAUUCCAUGAGAUUAGAUGGGAGAGAAGCUCUAGGCUGUAAUAUCCUGCCUAUGGAGUUCCCAUAGGAAUCUAGUUGGGUACUGUGAAUAGGACACUGGAUUAAAUGGGUCCCUUAGGGCUCUUUAAGUUUUAAACUGGAUGUGGAAAUCACUUGUUUGGGGGUCACCCCCUGUUGGAUACCCACAUUUGCAAUUGACUUUUAGGUCCUUCAAGUCACUACUUUGGGCAGAGCAUUUCUUUUUAACAUUUAUUUACAGAAAAUCCUUUUACCCAGGAGAUAUUUCUUUUGAGUGAGUUAAGAUUUGCUAGAAGAGAAAUUGUUUCCUGCAGGAUAUAACUUUUAAAAUGCUCUUAUGCCGCUGAGAUUAAGAAUCUUGCCUAUUUGAAUGCCAAAUGUAUAAUUUGCUACUGCAUAAUUUAAGCUUGCCGAGGGCAGUUUUACUGGGUGUAUGAAAAUGUUAAACACAUCAGUAAAAUAUCAUUUUUGUUUCAUUUAUUUUUUGCCUAGCAGGAUCUCUUAAGCUUGAAAAAGAAAAAUAAGGCAUGCAUAUAUACAUUUUUAAAUGGAAAAAUGCAACGUUGGAAAUUGUAUUUCAGAGCAAUCUUGGGCACAGGGAUACUCAAUGUUUGUUUCGUGUAUACUCAGUUGCUUGUCUUUAGAAUAUCAUGACACCCAGUGGCUAGCCUAAAGAUAAGUCACUUUACGAAGUAGCCAGGGCUGCUUUGUAAAGUCAGAACGUCUUCUGAGAAUAGAUAAAUCAUGUUAACCAUGCCAGCAUAUGCUUUAUUUUAGAAACAUAGGAAGGAGCCUCAGACCAUUUGUCCAUCUAGCUCAGUGUUGUCUACACUGACACUUUGGGGGUUCAGACUGGAGACAUUCUCAGCCCUAUGUAGAGAUGCUGGUAAUUGAGCCUGGGUCCACCUGCAUGCAGUGCAACCCCAUUUUGAAUAAUUGCUCUGUCAGCAGGGGUGGGGAGCAAUGCAGAGCAAUCAAACCCCCCUAGAUGCUGGAAUUCCCACCCUAAGCAGCGCCUGCAGUUUCACUAGACAUUGCCACAUGUUUUGAAACCUGUUGCCUGGGGCCUAAAGGGCUAGAAACCUCCUUCUUUUAUGUAAAAGCCAAAGUUCUCAGAACGCUGGAACUAGGGAAGUUGGGUGAAUGCUCCCAUUUGAACCUGUUGCUUUUGGUUCUGUGCACUCACUCGCCGUUACAGUCUCCAUUUCUAAAAUCAUACUACUUAAGAACAUAAAGAAAAUGAUAAAUACACUCACCAUUGUCAUUGCCUUGCUUAAUUUCCUCAGCGGUCCGAUCUAUUAGUACAUACAGUGACCAAACUACACAGGUAAUAGCAAUAAUGUGGAAUGUGACUGAGCAGACAAUCUUCCUCCUCUCACUUGUUGUCAUCUGUAGUUUUUCCCACUGCAAAUGGCAAACAGAAAUGGUUGUGUUUUCAGGAGUUCUUAUGUUAUUAAACUUUCCCCACCCUGCUAAAAUUAGCAAUGAGGAUAACUUAAUUUUGAAAUCUCCUACUUGUUCUCUAAAAUACUGGCAUUCAGGGCUUCCUUAAUUGAAGAGAAAUAUCAAAAUUAAUAAAAUAAGCUCAAUUUUGGAGAU